UCGGAGGCAGUUCAUCCUCUCUGCUCGUUUGAGGGCAUCACAAUCGCAGUCAUUUAGAGGCAGGCAGACCUCAUAAGCGAAUUUGGAUUUUAUUUGAUUGAAGAAGGUAUCACUGAGACACCACCAUGUCAAACAUCACUGAAGACCCCUUCGAAGAAGUCACGUCGGCUGAUUAUUCAGGCUAUUACGACUACGAUAUAAACAGUACCCACUUUGUAUGUGAGCAGGAUGAUAUGAGGACAUUUAGUAAGGGGUUUCUGGUGACUAUCUACACUUUGGUGUUCAUCCUGGGCUUCUUAGGAAAUGGCCUGGUCGUCUGUGUCCUAGUGAAACACCGCAACCAGACCAACAUGACUGACAUGUGUCUCUUCAACCUGGCCUUCUCUGAUCUCCUCUUCCUCCUGACGCUCCCAUUCUACAUUCACUACACUCUGAUUGGCAAGUGGACCUUCGGUGACUUCAUGUGUCGUUUCCUGUCCUGCUCCCACCACACCGGCUUCUUCAGCAGCAUCUUCUUCAUGGUUAUCAUGACGCUGGACCGCUAUGUGGUUAUCAUGUACGCUCACAAGGUGGCACGGUAUCGUACAACAAAGGCGUGUUUUUCUCUGAUCGUGUUGAUUUGGAUCGUGAGCUUCUGCGUGUCUCUUCCAACCUUCAUCUUUACAAAGUUAGAAAAUGAUGGCGAAACAGUCGGCUGUUUUUACAGACCGGAAAGUGAAAUCUGGGUCUAUUACGAUCUGUUUGCUACAAAUAUUCUGGGUCUCUUGAUUCCCAUGCUGGUGAUGGUGGCUUGCUACUCGAGGAUAAUCCCCACUCUGGUGAAAAUGAGGACGGCCAAAAGGCACAGAAUCGUCAAGCUCAUCAUCUCCAUAGUCAUCGUUUUCUUCCUGUUCUGGGCUCCGUAUCACAUUUCCCGCUUCUUGAAGUUCCUGUAUUCCACAGACCUAAUGGCCAGCGGCUGCAGUGUGGAGAUGAACCUCAAGGUGUCAACCAUAGUGUCCGAGGCAAUCGCGUACACACACUGCUGCCUGAACCCCAUCAUAUAUGCCUUCGUGGGACAAAAGUUUAUGAGACGAGCCAUGCACUUGCUGAAGAAAUGGGCACCUGGCCCAGUGAGUUUCAAGGAGAGCUCAUUCAGGAGAAGUUCAGUUAUGUCCAGAUCCUCUGUCACCUCCACUGUCAUCAUGUAGGAGCUACAAGUGGACAUACUCUGACUUUGGAUAUUGGUAGAGACUAAUCAGGCACUCCAGGCCACUUGGUGUCCUUGUUGUGGUUUCAUCCUUAAGACGACAACGUUCAUCAGUAUCUAAUCUUAAAUACAAUCUCUGUACAUCCUUUGAACCCUUUGUAUUUUGUUUUAACCAAGACACUUCCUCCUCCUUAUGACGUUGGAUGCAGAAAGGGCAUCAGACCAAGCCUACAGUUUGGAACAGCUUGCAACCACAAAGAUCUUCACAGCCACUUCAGAUACCACAGUUUUGUUAUUUCUUCCUCACACCUUUAUAAUAAUAAUAAAAACGUCUUCCAGCAGAGAGCUUUUGCAUCCUGCUCUGCACGGUGUUUUGCAUUCACUGAAUAAUUUUUGCUUACUGUGCAGUUGAACAAUCUAUAGGACAUUUUCAAAAGUUAUCAAAAAGAGUUGUAUUGUUUUCCUGUCUGCUGUAAUAUGUUCUGCUUUUUUUUUUAAUAAAACGACUUUCCAGAGUUUUCAAA
Molecule: messenger RNA, 1713 nt
Organism: Xiphophorus couchianus (Monterrey platyfish)
Lineage: Eukaryota; Metazoa; Chordata; Actinopteri; Cyprinodontiformes; Poeciliidae
Product: C-C chemokine receptor type 2-like
Exons: 3
Coding region: 126-1190 (354 amino acids)
Biological process (GO): positive regulation of cytosolic calcium ion concentration; cell chemotaxis; G protein-coupled receptor signaling pathway
Cellular component (GO): external side of plasma membrane; membrane
Molecular function (GO): C-C chemokine receptor activity; C-C chemokine binding
Source: RefSeq, a predicted model, not a curated record